Molecule: messenger RNA, 2209 nt
Organism: Darwinula stevensoni
Lineage: Eukaryota; Metazoa; Arthropoda; Ostracoda; Podocopida; Darwinulidae
Source: the annotation of a GenBank genome assembly
CAUCAAAGCAGACUGAUAUACAGUCGCACAGAUCUGCUGAGUCGGUCAGACUGCUCUGGUGCGUCGAAAAAGAAUGAAAAGGUGAACGCCCCUGGUGGGACUUGAACCCACAAUCUUUGGCUCCGGAGGCCAACGCCUUAUCCAUUAGGCCACAGGAGCUGAGGCCAUAUUCUCUCUUUGUAAAUGGGCUAUUUGAAGUCAUGCGCCAUCCGUUCACGGGAGUCACCCCCUUCGUUUCGUGGAAGUGGACGCUUGAGUCCCUUCCGAAAUGAAAUAAACAUGCAUUUGGCCUCUUCCGAAGGAGUGAGGGGUGAAAGGUAUGGGGAAAGGGUUCGCACACAUCUGUGCGACAGUAGACCGAAGGCCAAGCCACCAUGUUGCAUGGGACCGUGGGUUGUAGCUGACCUCGACUGGACCCGUCUGCAUCUUAGUAGCCUUCUGUCGGGUGUGCUAAGCGAUAUUUCCCGAUUAUUUUUGACGUGGCCGUCUUUUUUUGCGUGUCGAGUCGAGAGGGGCUCCGUUAGGCCUGCAUAGCGAAGGCCUACGUGUCAUAUCUGAGGGUCGUUCCCGGACGAGGCGAUAAAGGCUCGUUAUCUAUGGGCUCCAUGGAGCAAGGCUCGGUUUCCUGUAACUUCCUCAGUGCCAAGAUGGCCAAGGUAAAGAGAGUCAUCGACGAUGCCAGGGAUACUCAGAACCCCGAACUGGACCUCGUCGAUAAGGGCAUCGCCAGCUUCGAGGAGAUGCCUGGACUGUUCGCCCUGGCAAACAUCACCAGGCUGUCUCUAUCCCACAAUAAAAUAGAGAGUCUUCCCCCUGCUAUCGCCAACUUGGAGCACUUGGAGAUCCUGAAUCUCUUCAAUAACCAUAUUGAGGACCUUCCAACUUCACUUUCAUCCAUGCCAAACUUGAGGAUCUUAAACUUGGGAAUGAACAGACUAAGUAAACUCCCAAGAGGAUUUGGUGCCUUUCCUGUACUCGAGGUGCUAGACCUCACAUACAACAAUCUGAAUGAACGAGCUCUUCCUGGGAAUUUCUUCAUGAUUGAGUCCUUGCGUGCUUUGUACCUUGGCGACAAUGACUUUGAAUUUAUCCCACCAGAAGUUGGAAUGCUGAAGAAUCUCCAGAUUUUGGUGCUUCGCGACAACGACAUUAUACUUCUCCCAAAGGAGAUUGGAGACCUGCAACGCUUGAGAGAACUUCAUAUUCAAGGAAAUCGGCUCUUGGUCCUUCCUCCCGAAAUAGGGACUCUGGACCUGGUGGGGUCAAAGAGUGUUCUUCGAAUGGAGAAUAAUCCCUGGGUCACUCCCAUAGCUGACCAGCUUCAAGUUGGCGUCUCCCACGUCAUUGAAUACAUCCGCUCAGAGACCUACAAAUACUUGUACAGUCGCCAGAUGGCAGCAGGAGUGCCACCACCUCCACCCAUCAGUGACAAGAGCAAGAAGAUUUCACGCAAGAAGGAAAAUUGACCUCCAUACCCAGUCAAAACUCGUCGAUCAAUUCAGGGAUCACACUGUGCCAUCCACGAGAUGAAGCAUGAUUCUUGUGAAACUAAUCUCAUGGGAGUGUUACCUUUAACCACCCACUGCAGCUAAUUCUCGUGUGAAAGGUUGCUCUGUCUGCAGGCCCCCUGUCUUUGACUUUGUUGAUUUUAGUUUAAUUUUACAUGCCUCAUUUGAAAUUGGCAUUCAAGAAUGAUGAUCUGCUCAGCCUGUUGAGUGAAUUUCAAUUUAUUAGUCAGAAUUAUCCAAUUUUUUUAUCAUUCAAUUAAUGCCCACAGUAAAUUUUUGGCAAAAUUGAGUCAAAGAUAAUUGGCUGAUUCUCCAAAGGGUGUGCCUGCUUCUUCAGAAUAAGCCUUUAUGUAUGAAGUACUAUUGAUGUGUGAACAGUAAGAUGACCAAAGACUGACAAAAAUUUAUGUUUUUAUAUAAUAUUUAUCAUUUCAGCCUUGUGUCAUUAGUGCAUGACAAUUGUCAGCAGGAAAGUUUUGAAUGAAUUUUUUCAAAUCUCUUCCUCUCACGUUUUUCUGGUGUCAUCUUGGUAUUGACUAACAUCCCAUUGCCAGUCUAAAUAUGUCCCAAAUAUGCCCUGUGUUUUGAAACUGAAAAAAAUGUAUUCUUAUAUUCUACUGCCUGGUGCUCCCUCCUCUAUCACACUGAGAGGUGCUACUACUAGUUUUCGCUUGAAUAAAUGUUUGUCACUUUUUUUCUUA